Mastomys coucha (southern multimammate mouse) is the source of this 2566-nucleotide messenger RNA. RefSeq names its product cytidine and dCMP deaminase domain containing 1 (gene Cdadc1). Gene Ontology annotation, biological process: dUMP biosynthetic process; dTMP biosynthetic process. The transcript is spliced from 10 exons. The record is from RefSeq and is a predicted model, not a curated record. Gene Ontology annotation, molecular function: dCMP deaminase activity; zinc ion binding. The coding region runs from base 140 to 1645 and encodes 501 amino acids. Gene Ontology annotation, cellular component: cytoplasm. Lineage: Eukaryota; Metazoa; Chordata; Mammalia; Rodentia; Muridae.
CGGGGCAUGCUGAGACGUCAUCUUGCUGCGCAAAACGAGCGGUUGUUGACAGGCCGCGGAGACGGCCGUGGGAGAGCUGCGGCGUUCUUAUCAUGCCUGACUGGGCGAGCUGUCCUGGGCCGAGGCCUUUGGGCUGGGGAUGAAAGAAACGGAUCAGAUGCAGAGUUUGGAGGGCUCCGGGACCGAGAGGUCAGUCGGCACGCAGACGGGCAGCAUGACGGGUCAGAUACCAAGACUUUCUAAAGUGAACCUUUUCACUCUGCUCAGUCUCUGGAUGGAGCUCUUCCCAGGAGUAGAAGCCCAAGGGCAAAAAUCUCAGAAAACUGAAGAGGAAAACCGUGGUCCCUUAGGAGAUAAUGAAGAGUUGGCCAGAGUGUCUACUGACAAAAAACAGGUGAAGAAAACUGGUCUUGUGGUGGUGAAAAACAUGAAGAUCAUUGGUCUUCACUGCUCCAGUGAAGACUUGCAUACUGGGCAAAUUGCUCUUAUUAAGCAUGGGUCCAGGCUCAAAGACUGUGAUCUUUAUUUUUCAAGAAAACCAUGUUCUGCUUGUUUGAAGAUGAUAGUGAAUGCUGGAGUUAACCGAAUUUCUUACUGGCCUUCUGAUCCAGAAAUAAGUUUGCUCACUGAGGCUUCUAGUUCUGAAGAUGCAAAGCUAGAUGCCAAAGCAGCAGAAAGAUUGAAGUCAAACAGCCGGGCCCACGUGUGUGUCUUACUCCAGCCGCUGGUGUGUUACAUGGUGCAGUUUGUGGAGGAAACCUCUUACAAAUGUGACUUUAUUCAAAAAACUGCAAAAGCAUUGCCGGGUGCUGACACUGAUUUUUAUUCUGAAUGUAAACAAGAAAGAAUAAAAGAAUAUGAAAUGUUAUUUUUGGUUUCAAGUGAAGAAAUGCAUAAACAGAUACUGAUGACUAUAGGUCUGGAGAACCUGUGUGAAAACCCUUAUUUUAGCAAUCUAAGGCAAAACAUGAAAGACCUGAUCCUACUUUUGGCCACAGUAGCUUCUAGUGUGCCCAACUUGAAACACUUCGGAUUCUACUGUAGCAGCCCAGAACAGAUUAAUGAAAUUCACAAUCAGAGUUUGCCACAGGAAGUUGCAAGGCAUUGCAUGGUGCAGGCCAGGUUAUUGGCAUAUCGAACUGAGGAUCAUAAAACAGGAGUUGGAGCUGUCAUUUGGGCAGAAGCAAAAUCUAGAAGCUGCGACGGGACUGGAGCCAUGUACUUCAUAGGAUGUGGGUACAAUGCCUUUCCUGUUGGCUCUGAGUAUGCUGACUUCCCGCACAUGGAUGACAAGCAUAAGGACAGAGAAAUACGGAAGUUCAGAUACAUCAUACAUGCGGAGCAGAACGCUUUGACGUUUAGAUGUCAAGAUAUAAAACCAGAAGAACGCAGCAUGAUUUUUGUGACCAAAUGCCCUUGUGAUGAGUGUGUGCCUUUAAUUAAAGGGGCAGGCAUAAAGCAGAUCUAUGCUGGUGACGUAGAUGUUGGGAAAAAGAAAGCGGACAUCUCUUACAUGAAGUUUGGGGAGCUUGAGGGUGUUCGCAAGUUCACAUGGCAGUUGAAUCCGUCUGAAGCUUAUAGUCUUGACCCAAAUGAGCCUGAAAGGAGAGAAAGCAUUUUGUCACAGCAAGGGGAAGUUGACUAACACAGUCACCUGGAGGCAUGGGUCCAUUGAUUUAAAAUCAAGAGUUUGGGAUUAUGGUCAAGGAUUAAAAUGUGCCGCCCGGGAGUCGGGAGGAGAGACCUCUAAAACAAGAUGUGUCUAGAAUAUGUCGCACGGCCUUCUAAAGAGGAGCCAAGAAGAGAAUCAGAUUCACCUAGAAGGUGGAGAAGCAAGGAAAGAAUGUCCGAACAAAGUACUUUCCCUAGCGCUGCUGGGAUGGCAUGGAAAACGAGCAAACCUCAGAAAGAUGAGCAGCCAUUCACAUUCCAGGCUGGCUCACAGGGAGAGCAUUGUGGGCAGGCACAAACACUUUCGUGUACUCGGUUGACUUAGAGUCACCGACUACACCGGACUCGGUUGGGGUUGACUGGCACUGUGCAUGGAAUAAUAGGUAGCAUGAAGAUUCAUGAUGAAUGGCAUUAGAUAGCACAGAAGGCAUUCAAGAGAUGAUACGGGUUGCAAGACAGCAGAUGCAGCUCAUGGGUAGAGCUUGUCUACUCUGUGCAUGGCCCAGGUGUUUGCUCUGCAGACAAAGCCCGGUGAGUCUGUGGUAACAUUUUGAACAGUUUUAUCACUAUUUCACACACUAGGUGGUUUGCCCAUUUAAACUAAUACUGCAAUGAUUUUGGUGUGUUAAUUUGCAGAUAUGUGCAAGCACCACCAUAAUUAGUUUAAAUAUUUCCAUCACCUCAAUGAGACCACCUUUAGCUGUCUCUCCACAUAUCCGACUCAAACUCCACCCCCAAGCCUGGAGCUUUCUGUCUCUAGACUUCUCUGGGUUGGACUUUCUAUGUGAACAGUAUCAUCUAGUGUGUAGCUGUGACUUGAAUGGUUCUUGCAAAGAUGUGUGAGGUUCAGCUACAGAAGGCACAGGGAAGGCGUGUUGAGAUUCAGAUGCAGAAG